This is a messenger RNA of Cygnus atratus (black swan), 681 nucleotides long. RefSeq names its product dynein light chain 1, cytoplasmic-like. The record is from RefSeq and is a predicted model, not a curated record. Bases 165 to 434 code for a protein of 89 amino acids. Gene Ontology annotation, cellular component: cytoplasmic dynein complex. Gene Ontology annotation, molecular function: dynein intermediate chain binding; dynein light intermediate chain binding. NCBI's taxonomy places the organism in Eukaryota, Metazoa, Chordata, Aves, Anseriformes, Anatidae. The transcript is spliced from 2 exons. Gene Ontology annotation, biological process: microtubule-based process; cilium assembly.
GCUAUAAGGAGGCGGGAGCGGCGCGAGCGGGGCCGUUAAACGGGCGGCGGCGGCGGGGGUGAGGCGAGGGACGCGGCGGCUGCAGCCGCCCCUGAGGGGACCGUGAGGGAUACCGGGGGGCCCCCCCGUGAGUGGGACUCGGCUUGGUGUCGGGCGCAGGGGCCAUGGGCGAGCAGAAGGCGGUGAUCAAGGACACGGACAUGGCGGAGGAGAUGCAGCAGCAGGCCGUGCAGUGCGCCCUGCGGUCCCUGGAGGAGCGCGGCGUGGAGUUCGACGUGGCGGCGCGCAUCAAGAGGGAGUUUGACAGGAAAUACAAUCCCACGUGGCACUGCGUUGUGGGCAGGGAUUUUUCCAGCUGUGUCACUCACGAGACCAAUCGCUUCAUCUUCGUCUACCUGGGUCACCUUGCUGUGCUUCUCUUCAAGUGUGGUUAGAGCAGCGGACUGCUCCUCGCGCUGUCCUCCUGUGACUCAGCUGUGUGCUAACUCAGAGCCUGGCGCCUGCAGCCUUACCGAGGAAACAGAUCUUGGGCUUCACGGGUGAUGGCAGGGAUUCUGCUGGGGUGAUCGGUGUUUUUAUUGUACUUGAGGGGAGGAUAGCAAAAAUAACCAUUCCUUGUAUUAACUUUCUUUCCACAGCCAGGUUCUUUUGCCAAUAAAAAAUGUUGUUCUGCCUUUGAAA